AUGACAUUGCUCUAUCCAAUCGAUGUCGUCAAAACACGUGUGCAGAAUGAGAAGGGUAAGGGAGCAGCUUCGUCAACAUCGUCGUCUUCAACCUCAACGAUGUCAGGAACAGGAGGCUCAUCUUCUUCAACCUCAAGAAAUCUAGGCGGUUCAUCUUCAUCAAGCUCAUAUUCUUUUUCAAGCUCAUCCUCCUCCUCCUCUUCCACCUCACAAAGAACCACCUCACAUCGCUGCACGCCUGGAGACUCCUUCCCCAGACGCGUGUACAUUGCUCUGCGAAGUGAAAGAUUAGGCGUUUAUCGCGGGAUACAGUUUCCUCUGGCAGUGGAGCUACCCAAACGAGCGUGGAAGUUUGCUUUUCAAGGUCAAUGCACUGGUGAGCUGCGGGAUAAGUAUGGAUGGGGGGUUUAUCAGGUAUUAAAUUUACUCUGAAAGUCAGUUGCUGAAUUGGUGGUCGCUGAAGUACAAGGUCUCCAAGGACUGAGAUGAAAGACAUUAUCUUAUCAAAAAGCCUUUCUAUCUACCCCAUCACGACAGUCCGCCUUCCUCGCCGGCGGCCUCACCGGAGCAACCGAAGCCCCCAUCAUUACAACCAGUGAGUUGACGAAGAUCCGCAUGCAGCUCCCGCAAUAUCGAGACGUCUACAACAAGGGCUUACCAAAUACCCUACGACACAUAGUGACACACGAGGGCUAUGCCGGUUUAGUUCGCGGGCUUUCGUGCACGAUGCAAAGAGGCUUCGUCUGGAACAGUGUCUUUUUUUCAAGUACAGCAUGGCUCAGAGACAAACGCCUGUUUAAAAGCGGUAGUAGUUCUAGC
Amoebophrya sp. A25 is the source of this 819-nucleotide messenger RNA. NCBI's taxonomy places the organism in Eukaryota, Dinophyceae, Syndiniales, Amoebophryaceae. The record is from the annotation of a GenBank genome assembly.